AUGAAGAUCACCAGCUCCGCCGCCGCUCUGGCGCUCGUCGCCUCAGCCGUUGCCGCCCCUUCCCCGACCACCCAGGACAAGCCCACCAAGAGACAAGCUGGUUGCGCCUCGGCCGUCUCCCUCAACGCCCAGACCAACGUCUUCAAGCAAUACACCCUCCACGCCAACAACUUCUACCGCAAGGAGAUUGAGGAGCUCGCCAUCCCCAACCUUUCCGACCCCUCCCUCGAGGCUGCCGCCCGUAAGGUUGCCGACACCGGUUCCUUCGUCUGGCUCGACACCAUCGCCAAUGUUGACAGGCUCGAGCCCGCUCUCGCCGAGGUUCCUUGCAACGAGAUCCUCGGUGUCGUCGUCUACGAUCUUCCCGGCCGUGAUUGCGCUGCCAAGGCCUCCAACGGUGAGCUGAAGGUUGGCGAGCUCAACAGGUACAAGACUGAGUUCAUUGACCGCAUCGCCUCCAUCCUCAAGGCCCACCCCAACACCGCCGUCGCGCUCGUCAUUGAGCCCGAUUCGCUCCCCAACCUGGUCACCAACUCCGACGUUCAGGCCUGCCGCAACUCGGCCGCCGGCUACCGCGACGGUGUCGCCUACGCGCUCAAGACGCUCAACCUUCCCAACGUCGUCCAGUACAUCGACGCCGGCCACGGCGGCUGGCUCGGCUGGGACGCCAACCUCAAGCCCGGCGCCGAGGAGCUCGCCAAGGCCUACAAGGCCGCCGGCAGCCCCAAGCAGUUCCGUGGCAUCGCCACCAACGUGGCCGGCUGGAACGCCUGGGACCUGUCCCCCGGCGAGUUCUCCUCCGCCUCCGACGCCAAGUACAACUCGUGCCAGAACGAGCGCACUUACGUCAACACCUUUGGCCAGCGCCUCAAGGCCGCCGGCAUGCCCAACCACGCCAUCGUCGACACUGGCCGCAACGGUGUCCAGGGUCUCCGCGAGGAGUGGGGUAACUGGUGCAACGUCGACGGUGCCGGCUUCGGCCGUCCCCCCUCGGCCGACACCGGCCUCGAGCUGGCUGAUGCCUUCGUCUGGGUCAAGCCCGGCGGUGAGUCGGAUGGUACUUCCGACAGCUCGGCUGUUCGUUAUGACAGCUUCUGCGGCAAGCCCGAUGCCUUCCAGCCUUCGCCCGAGGCCGGUGCCUGGCACCAGGAGUACUUUGAGAUGUUGCUUCGCAACUCUAACCCUUCCCUUCUCUAA
Podospora anserina S mat+ is the source of this 1197-nucleotide messenger RNA. RefSeq lists its product as uncharacterized. The coding region runs from base 1 to 1197 and encodes 398 amino acids. Gene Ontology annotation, molecular function: hydrolase activity, hydrolyzing O-glycosyl compounds. The record is from RefSeq and is a predicted model, not a curated record. Lineage: Eukaryota; Fungi; Ascomycota; Sordariomycetes; Sordariales; Podosporaceae. The transcript is spliced from 2 exons. Gene Ontology annotation, biological process: cellulose catabolic process.